Choloepus didactylus (southern two-toed sloth) is the source of this 966-nucleotide messenger RNA. RefSeq names its product olfactory receptor 2W1-like. Gene Ontology annotation, biological process: G protein-coupled receptor signaling pathway. The transcript has a single exon. Gene Ontology annotation, molecular function: olfactory receptor activity; G protein-coupled receptor activity. Gene Ontology annotation, cellular component: membrane. Lineage: Eukaryota; Metazoa; Chordata; Mammalia; Pilosa; Megalonychidae. The coding region runs from base 1 to 966 and encodes 321 amino acids. The record is from RefSeq and is a predicted model, not a curated record.
AUGACGGACCAGAGCAAUUAUAGUUCUCUCCGUGGUUUUAUUCUGCUUGGCUUCUCUGACCAUCCCAAACUGGAGAUGGCACUGUCAGGAGUUGUCACCAUCUUCUACUUAAUCACAUUGGUGGGUAACACAGCCAUCAUUCUUGCAUCUCUCCUGGAUUCCCAUCUCCACACACCAAUGUAUUUCUUCCUCAGGAAUUUAUCUUUCCUAGAUCUGUGUUUCACAACCAGCAUCAUCCCUCAGAUGCUGGUUAACUUAUGGGGACCCGAUAAGAGCAUCAGCCAUGUGGGUUGCAUCAUUCAGCUCUACGUUUACAUGUGGUUUGGUUCCAUCGAGUGCCUUCUCCUGGCUGUUAUGUCCUAUGAUCGCUUUACAGCUAUUUGUAAGCCCUUGCAUUAUUUGGUAAUCAUGACCCCACAGCUAUGCCUCAGAAUGAUUAUCAUGGUCUGGGGUAUCAGUUUGGCCAAUUCUGUAGUAUUAUGUACACUCACCCUGAAUCUGCCUAGAUGUGGAAACAACCUUCUAGAUCAUUUCUUGUGUGAGUUGCCAGCUAUGAUCAAAUUAGCUUGCACUGACACCACAACAGUUGAAAUGUCUGUUUUUGCUUUAGGCAUUGUCAUUGUCCUUGCACCCCUCAUGCUUAUUCUUAUAUCCUAUGGCUACAUUGCCCAAGCUGUGCUGAGAAUGAAGUCAAAAGCAGGCCAACAAAAGGCAGUUAAUACCUGUGGAUCUCAUCUCACUGUGGUGUCCAUCUUCUAUGGAACUAUUAUCUACAUGUACCUGCAGCCAGGUAACAGUGCCUCCAAAGACCAGGGCAAGUUCCUCACCCUCUUUUACACCAUCAUCACUCCGAGUCUCAACCCCCUCAUCUACACCUUAAGGAAUAAGGACAUGAAGGAUGCACUGAGGAAGCUGAUGAGACUUGAGCACAUAUCUACAAAACUGAAAAUGAACUGGAAGUCAUAG